Molecule: messenger RNA, 7330 nt
Organism: Mugil cephalus (flathead mullet)
Lineage: Eukaryota; Metazoa; Chordata; Actinopteri; Mugiliformes; Mugilidae
Gene: braf
Product: B-Raf proto-oncogene, serine/threonine kinase
Exons: 20
Coding region: 290-2758 (822 amino acids)
Biological process (GO): protein phosphorylation; signal transduction
Cellular component (GO): plasma membrane; mitochondrion; cytosol
Molecular function (GO): protein kinase activity; ATP binding
Source: RefSeq, a predicted model, not a curated record
AAAAUAAUGUUUUAAGCUCAUACUGGUCGAAGACAGUUCAAUCAAGUAACUAUAUUCGACUAACAACAAUAAGAAGAAGAAGGACAAUAAUAACACAAACAGACUCAAUAUGGUUUUAACCCUUCGAGUUGACUCUUAAUAAUAAGUUGUCAGGUUAACAGUGCCGCCGUCAGUUCCAUAGGCUUGAGAGCUCCAUCGCGCCGUCCUGCAUCUCUGUCUCCCCCUCCUGUCCUCAGCACCAGCCUGCGUUUCACUCUAUUAUUUUCCACUCAGUUUCUCGCAGUUUAAAAUGGCGGCGUUGAGCAGCGCCGAGUCCCCACCGCCCGUCUUUAACGGUGACACCACGGAGCGGGAGCCGGGCAGGGAGCGGGGCCUGGAGGAGCUGGCCGCCGGGCUGGACUCCUCCUGCUCGCCGGGGAUUCCCGGAGGUCCACAGGAUGAGGAGAUCUGGAACAUCAAACAGAUGAUAAAGUUGACACAAGAACACUUGGAGGCUCUUCUGGACAAGUUUGGCGGAGAACACAACCCUCCCUCCAUAUAUUUAGAGGCAUAUGAGGAGUACACCAGUAAACUGGAUGCCCUGCAGCAGAGGGAACAGCAGCUGCUGGAGGCUAUGGGCAACAGUGCAGAUUUCUCCUGUUCUCCUUCUCCCAUGCCAGCCCUUCUGGAAGUCAAGAUGGGAGGUUGCGGGGUCAUUGGAGGAGCCCAGACCUUUUCUUCUGCCCCCAACACCUUGGCUGUCCUGCAGACCCCUACUGACACUGGUCGGGCAAACCCUCGCUCCCCCCAGAAGCCCAUCGUCAGGGUCUUCCUGCCCAACAAACAAAGAACAGUGGUCCCGGCCCGCUGUGGAAUGACUGUAAGAGACUCUCUGAAGAAAGCUCUAAUGAUGCGAGGACUCAUUCCAGAGUGCUGUGCAGUCUACAGGAUACAGGAUGGGGAGAAGAAGCCUAUUGGUUGGGACACAGACAUCUCCUGGCUGACGGGAGAGGAGUUGCAUGUAGAAGUUUUGGAGAAUGUGCCUCUCACCACACACAACUUUGUGAGGAAGACCUUCUUCACACUGGCCUUCUGCGACUUCUGCAGAAAGCUCUUGUUCCAGGGUUUCCGCUGUCAGACCUGUGGCUAUAAGUUCCACCAGCGCUGCAGCACAGAGGUCCCUCUCAUGUGUGUCAACUAUGACCAGCUAGACUUGUUGCUUGUGUCCAAGUUCUUCGAGCAUCAUCCCUUCACCCAGGAGGAGGUCUCCUCAGAGGGAACGACCCCUGUGUCCGAGGCCUGUCCAUCACUGCCCCCAUCCGAAUCAACUGGGUCUAUAUGCCACACCACUGUGUCCCCAUCCAAGUCCAUACCCAUCCCACCCAGUUUCCGGCCCAAUGAGGAGGACCACCGCAACCAGUUUGGCCAGCGCGAUCGUUCGUCCUCCGCCCCCAAUGUCCAUAUCAACACCAUUGAGCCUGUCAACAUUGAUGACUUAAUUCGAGAUCAGAGCUUACAGAGGUCAGACGGAGCCCCCUCGACCCACCCCGCCCGCUGCUUGAGGAAGCACCGAACACGGACCUCAAGCCCCCUCCUAUACUCCUACCCCAAUGACAUAGUGUUUGAUUUUGAGCCCGAGCCUGUUUUCCGAGGCUCAACGACAGGGCUGUCAGCCACUCCCCCUGCCUCUCUGCCUGGCUCUCUGACCAAUGUCAAGAUCCCACAGAAGUCGCCGUGCCAACAGAGGGAGCGCAAGUCGUCAUCCUCGUCUGAGGACCGCAAUAAAAUGAAAACUCUGGGAAGAAGGGACUCCAGUGACGACUGGGAAAUACCAGAGGGUCAGAUCACUUUGGGUCAGAGAAUAGGCUCUGGAUCCUUUGGAACUGUCUACAAGGGAAAGUGGCAUGGUGAUGUGGCAGUGAAGAUGCUGAACGUCACUGCUCCCACACCACAACAGCUUCAGGCCUUCAAGAAUGAAGUGGGUGUCCUCAGGAAAACGCGUCACGUGAACAUCCUACUCUUUAUGGGCUAUACAACCAAGCCCCAACUGGCCAUUGUGACCCAGUGGUGUGAGGGCUCCAGUCUGUACCACCACCUGCACAUCAUUGAGACCAAGUUUGAGAUGAUCAAACUGAUUGACAUUGCUCGGCAGACAGCUCAGGGAAUGGAUUACCUGCACGCCAAAUCCAUCAUCCACAGAGAUCUGAAGAGCAACAAUAUUUUCCUCCACGAGGAUCUGACAGUGAAGAUUGGUGAUUUUGGGCUGGCCACAGUCAAGUCCCGCUGGAGUGGUUCCCACCAGUUUGAACAACUCUCUGGCUCUAUACUAUGGAUGGCUCCAGAGGUGAUCCGGCUGCAGGACAAGAAUCCCUACAGCUUCCAGUCAGACGUCUAUGCCUUUGGCAUUGUUCUGUACGAGCUCAUGUCGGGAGCGCUGCCGUACUCCAACAUCAACAACAGAGACCAGAUCAUAUUCAUGGUGGGUCGAGGUUACCUGUCUCCUGACCUCAGCAAGGUGCGCAGCAACUGUCCAAAGGCCAUGAAGAGAUUGAUGGCUGACUGUCUGAAGAAAAAGAGAGAGGAGCGACCUCUUUUCCCUCAGAUCCUAGCAUCGAUUGAGCUGCUGGCUCGCUCAUUACCCAAAAUUCACCGCAGCGCCUCAGAGCCUUCGUUAAACCGGGCCGGCUUUCAGACGGAGGACUUCAGUUUAUAUGCUUGCGCCUCACCUAAAACCCCAAUCCAGGCUGGUGGCUACGGGGAGUUUUCUGCAUUUAAGUAAGUGCUGCAGAUCCACACCAGUCCAUCCCUCGUCACUUCUCAAAAGUCACGUGUUCCUGCGGUGGAUUCAUUCAUUACUGAAAAUAAAACUGAAAACAAUUGUCUUGAAGAAUAUGCUGUUUUCUUCCUCUGUCACCCUGAAGAAGGCAGCCUCACUGGAGUCCUUUCAACAGCAAGCAAACAGCCACAGCAGCAGACAAAACUGAAUUAGGAAAACAAACUAAACAACAAUUGCACAUGAAGUUUAAAAAAAAAGCAACAAAACAAGACACAAAGCUAUCCAUACCUGAAAUGGUUUUGAGGAGGAGAUGGUUCCGCGGACCUACUCACCUUCUGCAGGGAACAGUUGAAGGCAAAAUAAAGAGGAGAUGACCGUGAGAAGAGAAGCCGAAACUUUGCGUGCAACUCGUCCCGUCAUUUCCUGUGUGGAUGAGGAAAGGAUAGGUCAUCCGCCAGGCCGCUGAAAUGCACUUUGAAUGACGGCAGAACGGGGAUAGUGGAAGAAGAAAGGGUCCUCCCAUCCGUCUGUUGAUGAAAGGCCAGGCGUUAGCCCGUCCCCAGGAUGAGCUGACCGUCACUCAGCAGGGGUUAACCCCGAAGUAAGAUGACUUGAAAGAUGGGUCUAUUUUUUUUUUCUUUCUUUUUUUUUUUCAUUUGUUUCUCAUGUUUCAGACUAUAGCUAGCAGUUGCUAGGAAUGCUGAGCUGUUUUGUCCCGUGCCAUUCUUUAAAGAGAUGACACACAUGUUAGAAGAGUUUUCUUCCCGGCCAUAAAGGGCCUUUUUAUGUUUUUCUCACCCAAAAUAGAUUCUGCAAAAUACUGUACGUUGCCUUGUUUGUCUCCAAGAUCUGUGAAGAAGGAGCUCUUUAUCUACUAACAGAGAAAAUUCCAACCUUUCAUGUUAAAGCCAGGGAAGCGUUCUUUGAGCAGAUUCUAUACGGUUCUACAGCCUGCACUUUUCCACCGACAAAAGGAGCUAUUCUUUGAGAGAGAACUAAUUAAUUUGUUCGAUGGAAGUUACAUGCGAAGGAUUUUUUUUCUGCUUAAAGAGCUCAGCCCAACUUUAUAAGGAUUUCACAUUUAUGUGAAAGCCACAAAAGCCGUUCUCUCCUUGCGGUCUCCAUAGAAAAGUGUAGUAUUUUCUGAUGUUCAUAGGGAGGAAAGACACAAAGAUGUUUCCUAUACUGUUAAGCAAAGCUGCUGCCCAGUGUUUCCACGUUGUAUAGUACUCUUUGGCUUCUCUGAACUUCCAAGGUAUUACGCAGCUUCUUCACAAGGCUUUUCCUUUGCUUCUAACUAUUUUCCCCAGAUUUUUUACACCAAGUGCAUGUUGUCAUUCCUUUCUCUCUCUCUCUCUUUUUUUUUGUAUCAUAUUGCUUUAAAAUUGCACUCCUUACAACAGGGACCUUACUUGUUGCAGCUGCUGACCAAUGGGCUGCAGCACUACCUGCUGAAGAGACUGCGAUCUUUUGCAGAGUUCUGUUAGUUUUGGAAUUCUGGAAAUGUUUGUUCAAUCACCUUUACUCUCUCUGUACACACCUUUUUUCAUUCCAGCUUGUAAAGGGUUGUAGGCUCUUUUUAUAGGUUCUUUUUAUUUCAUAAUCAGUGUCAUUUGCCUUUUUCUGUACAGGCAGGCCUGCAGAUAUUUACUUAUUUAUGUGAUUUUUUGUUUGUUUUAUGGAUUUAUUUCAGAAUUGCUUUAUUUGAAACUAUCAGUCUUUCUUUUUACAUUUGUUUUAGUCUUUGUGACUUGCGUACUUGCACUUUGUAGAGAUGGAUUGAAGCAAAUGAGCAACUUGCCUUUUUUGUUUUUGUGACAUAUGUAGCAGAUGACUCAGCGUUCAACUUCCAGUGAAUGUGUCAUCUGCAGGGGCUGGACUAAGAAUAUUUUGUGGAGAUAGGUUCAGCUGCAAGGACUGUCUCUGACAAAGUUUUCAGCAGCUGGUGUGUCACUAUCUACAGUGAUGAGAGCUGUCAGAGAGAAUGACACUGUUGGCCUGAUAUUGUAGAGAUAGAGCACACAGUUGGCAAACCCAUUUGUUUUCAAUCAUCAAGGAUCGUAUUUCUUUCUAUUGUAACCCCAGGCAACCCGUUCACAUCAUUACUUGUUAUUAUACAUAUCAGUCCUAGCUUUGAGUGUGUAGGACUGAGACGGAGCAGAGACUAAAAUAGAUUAGCACAAAGACUGGAAACUAGUGGAGCCUGCUAGACCCGAUUUAGGACAGUCAUAUUACGUUAUUACAUCGGCCAGUCCUCCUGUAAUUUCUGUUACUGAGAGAAUUUGUUGUGAGAAACAAACUGAUUGUGCACAUCUUUACAUGACGUGCUUAAUUUUUUUGCUGUUGCUUAUUUUCACCCACCUGAUGCUGAUCUUCUGAAUACUAAGAAGAUUGCCUUUUUGAGUUAUUUAUAUUCUCCUCGUACCAAAUGUUAUAGCUCAGGUGUGAGUAGUGAAAAGAAAGAAUGAAGUCCUUGAGAUUGGUAUCUGCUGGUUUAAGCAGGGUUUCAUCUGGCUGGCUGUAUACUGCAUCACUGCUACUUUGUCUCACUGAAUACUUGAUUAUGACCGUGAUUGGGAUUAUUCUAAUAUUGGCAUCUGAAUUCUGAGAAGAACUAUGUUCCUAUGUUUUUUGUUGUCGAAAAGACGCAAAAAGACAGGGAAAUGUUGGCAGAUUAAUUGGGAGAAUGAACUUUUAAAACAUCAAUGCUUGCCCUGAAUAUAUACAUCAUGGAUGGUUGGUUCACAUUCUUGUUUCCACCAGCUUGCCUUGGUCGUAUUUGCCAGCAUGUAUUGGACAAAAUAAUGACUUCAUCUUUAAGAAUUGAUGGUAGAACACAGUUUGUCACCCAACAAUAUAAUGGUAAAAAUAACUCUAAUUACUCCAACUGUUUUCUCACUUCUUAUAUGUUUCUGAGAUUUCUGUGUCUGGGCUGAUAGGUAAUAUCUGUGAGUUUUACUUUCAGCAGAGUACAAUGUCCCGCACACUUCUCCACUCUUGAUCGGACUUUAUUUAGUAGUAUUCUCAAAUUCAGUUUUUGUGUGAGGGAAAAAAAAAUAUCUUUAAAUAAUGUGAGAAGAAGUAGCCAACAGUGAGUGAGGUUUUUUUUUAUCCUUUCACUGUCAUCAGUCAGGUCCAGUCCAGCGGCGGUGGUAGAUGGAUAUUAUUAUUUUUUUUUUUUUUUUUUUGGUGCACUGUGCAUUGAACAGGUCCAUGUGCUGACUUCAGAAGGACUAAUGCUAAGUUCUUCUGAUGAAUUAGUCCAUGGGCAGCAUGUUUAUCCAGAAGAAUUCCAUAAUUGUGAAUCUUAAGCUGACUGUAAUCUACUGCCGUUGACUUGAAGGUUAUUUAACACUUGGAACAACUGAACUCUGUGGACCUAAGUCUUAGUGGGGCAUGUGUUGACGUAUAUUUGCAAAGUUGGACAUGAAGCCGAAACUAUCUGGAGAGAUACUUCUAAAGGUGGUUGACGAAAACAAUCUAAACCCAAGGCCGUGUGUGUUAUGGUCUGAGAUUACACAGUUGGAAGUGGAAUUGUUCAAAGUUUGGAUGAUUUAGGUAUCGUCUGUUGUCUGUCUAACACUGUCCAUUCUCCACAGUGUAAUCCUAAAAGUUAACCUUGACAGUUCAUGCUUAACUGCAUACUGCAGUUGCCAAAGCAAUCUUGGCUUUAGGCUUACUUCCUUGUCCUCACUUUUUUUGAUCUCGGUAAACAUUGUUUCCAGUAUGAAGAAUGGACUCUCAAGGCCAACCUUUUAACCCACACAAACCCAAAGGUCCAGAGAUAGUCGGCUCAUGGAAAAUUUAAAGGUCAGAACAACAUCUACUUAGGAGGAGAAUGGGAUACAAGAGUGAUUUAAAAUUGAGGUCAGCCUCACAAGACAUAGCACAUGGCCUUUAUCCUCUUCCACAGGGAGGAGCAUCACCACAGAGCUGUACAUGCAGAUAGCAGUAACUGUUGUCUGUUUGCUCGCGUGACUGAACCUGUGGAAGCAAAACUGUAAUGUCUGUCAGAGUGCUUUAUGUGUUUCCACUGAGAGUUCUAUUUUCUGUGACAAUAUUAUCACCAAUGUAUAUCUGCUAAAGCUUCAUAGAAUCUACAGGAGCACGCACUGAGUUCCAUCACAGAGGCUCCACCCACCUCUGAUCUCUCCCCUAGCCUGCCACCACUGCUCCUCCUUAUUCAGACUUUCUUUACUUUAACCUCCAUUUUCCUUUUUUAAACAUUCCCUCCCCAUCCUCUCUGCCUGCACCUUAAACCCAACAAUUCCCGCCAACUGAGAAUCAUUAUGUAAAACUUAGUUCUGUUUAGUUUUUUCUUUUUUUUUUCCACCUGUAAAUAGUUGUACAAAAGAAAUAUUGUCAGUUUGCUAGGAGGCAUGGAGACUAAUGUAACAAAUUACACAAUGUUCAAAAUAAAGUGAUAAAGAUUAAAGGACAUUUUGAUAGGCAGACUUCUAAGAAAAAAUGGUGGAGUGUAAAAAUAUUUAAGGUUGUAUCAUAAGGAGAAAGAGCUUAAUGUAUUUGUUGUGAAUAUGAAAAACUGAUAUAUUAAAGAAGUGCAUGAAAACUGUA